GCACCGUUCGUUUGGGGUGCGGAGCGCCUUUUGUUGCUCCCGCGGCGGGGCAGUUCGGCGGCGCUAGGACCCGGCGGACCGGGCUCGCACGCGGGUUUUUCCUCCUCCUCCUCCUCCUCCUCCUCCAGAGAAAGAGCGAUGGCGGCCCGUUAGCGGCGCGUGCAGGCGGCGGGGCUGGGACUGCGCCGGACGCACCGGGGCCAUGGGGGGCGGCGCGGCCUGGCCCCCUGCGUGAGGCGCGCCAGGCCCGCGCGUCCCCUCCGAGCGCGGCGCGGCCCUGUGGCGGCGAAGGCCGCUCGCCCUCCUCCCGCCCGGCCGGUGCCGGGGCAUCCCCCCAGGCCAGGGCGCGGCGGCGGCGGCCAUGGCCACCGAGCUGGAGCCCCCUGCCUCGGGCGCGGCGCCGCUGGAGGCGGAGGAGGACGAGGAGCACUGGUUGUACGGGGAUGACACCACUGGUAAGCAAGAAGAUGGACCAAUUGCUGGACAUGCAGAAUCUUCUCAUCCUUUGCAAGAUGCUCCUCAGGAGAGCCGGCCUGUCACCAGUGAAGACCGAGAGAUGUCUCAACAUGCCCCUCCAAGUGGUGAAGAUGAGGAGGAAGACAGUGAUAGCGACAGUGAUGAUGAUGAUGAUGUGAAAGUUACCAUUGGCAACAUUAAAACAGGAGCACCAUCAUACAUGGGGACUCCUAUGAAUCUGAACUUAAAAACAGGUAGAGGCUAUGGAACAUCCUCUUCAGCCAAGUUGCAGCCCAAAGGUAUUGAUCUAGAUGCCACAGGGAAUAUAAAUGGAUUGCCUGUAAUAGAAGUGGAUUUAGAUUCGUUUGAAGACAAACCGUGGAGGAAACCAGGUGCUGACCUUUCGGAUUACUUUAAUUAUGGAUUCAAUGAAGAAACAUGGAAAGCUUAUUGUGAAAAACAGCGACGGCUUCAGCUUGGACUGGAUCCCUCUCCGCCUAUCAGCAGUGAGAAUAAGAUCACAGUUCAGCAAGGAAGGACAGGAAAUUCAGAGAAAGAACCAGAGAACAACAUUAUCAAAACGGAAUUCAAAACGGAUUUUGUGGCUCUGAUAGGAGGACGGAUGAAGGCUGGGCCUCCACCAAAUAGGUUCUUGGAGAUCAUGGAACUAAGCCACAACCCCCACAGCAGCCCCAGCAACCAUCACAGCCCCAGCAGCCACCUCAGCAACAGCCGUUUGUACCACCAGCAGGUCCCCCACCUCCCCCAAUUGCUGGGCCACCCCCACCACACUUUCUCCACCCUCCCCCUCCAGUUACUUCUGUCCCACCUCCUCUGCAUCCUCCAGGCUUGCCACCACCAGGUCCCAUUCCAGGGCUGUUCCCUCCACCUCUGGCUCCUCCACCAGCUCUUCUCAUUCCAACACUUGAUGGCACAAUCUUCCAUUUUCACACUGCCUCUGGCCUUUUCAAGACUGACCAUUUUCCUGAAUUUUGGUGUGGCCGCUGCAGGACAUCAUGGCAAAGAGGAAGGAGGAUCUGUGACUAGAGGGAGGGGAGACUGUCAGGGCUUCUGGCCAGAUCCAGUCCCUCACUUCUUAUCUCCAUCCUCCCGGCAAGACCUCCCACUCUGUCCUGCCUCUCCCUGCUACCAGAUCCCACAUCCACCCUCAACCCAGGGCAAUGGAGGGAAACAGCAGCAGCGGAGUGGAGACUUGUUGUUGGUCUGGAGACCAGGCAGCCAACCUGCCGGCUACAAUAACAGGCAGCCUCCACCAUUUGGAUACAGCUCUGCAGAUUCUGGUUUCAUCAGCUACCCUCCUAUUUCCACGUCUCACACGCCCUGGGUAACGACAGUGGAUAAGGGCACAAGCAGCUCCAGCAGCAGCCACUGGGAGUACUCCAGCUCAAGGCGUGAGAGAGAAAGGGAGCGGGAAAGGGAAAGGGAGAGAGACAGAGACCGGACUCCAACCACCAGUGAAUACAACAACAGCUCCCCCUGCCUCACGGUACGCUUGUCUCUCCCCCAAAGCGACGACGAGCGAUAUCGCUACUACAGUCGGGAGCGAGGUUAUGAUUUUGAGCGGGAUUAUCGCAGGAGUAGAGAUCGGAGCAGAGAGCGGGAGGAUCGCCACCGGGAGCGCAGGCACAGAGAAAAGGAGGACAGCAGUAAACAUAAGUCUUCAAGACGUAAGCAGCACGAGAGUGAAGAGGGUGAAAGCCACCGGCGCCACAAGCACAAAAAGAACAAGCGCAGCAAAGAGGAGAAGGAGGCCAGUGAUGACGGCGUCGCAGAGGGAGAUGAACAAGAUGCUAAGGAGUAAUGGCCCCCAGCUCUCCUUUAGGAGAGACUUGCUCCUUUGUGAGCAGCAUGGCAUCUAACUUUAUUUUCCAAGGGAAGCAGAGAUGACUCUGGUGGCCAGGUAUUGAAAUGCAAUGUGACAGCUCAAGCGUUAAGGCUGAACACACAGUUAAACUUGGAUACGAGACAAAGUAUGGCAGUGAUAGUAUAUACAGCACUGAGCUACUCUUCUUGUAAACGACCCUAGAAGAACUUCAUUGUAUCAGAUCCUAUGGUUUCUGAUGAAAGACAGCUUCAGCUGAAACUAAUGUAUUUAGGUAAUAGGGUUUUUUUGCGCAACCAUGGUUCCUUUUUUUAAAAAGUAGGACAGUAACUGCAACUUGAACUUUAUUGUCCAAAGAAAAGUGUGAUUUAGGUCCUCUGUGAGCCAGCUUAGAAUCUGGCAUCUGUUAGUGAAAGUGUCAUCCCCCAAAUCCAUUUCUUCAUAGCUAUGAAAGUAUCUUUCAUUCAUCCAUGGCAGGAUUGGCAGCAUAUGGAAAGGAACUACUUUCAGGUGUGUCAUUUGAACCUGCUUUGGUCUAAUGGCUUUUAAAAGGUAGGGCAUUCAGAGACUUCAAACCCAACUUUUUUUUAAACCGAUUGAGAAUGUAGUUCUACCACAUGUUAUACCUGUAAAUGGAAAGUCAUCUUCUGUGGAAGACUGUGGUGAGAGCAGGAGUUUUUUUUUAAUUAGUUUGGAUUUUUGGUAACAAUUGAGAUAAAUAAUCUAACACCUUAGGGAACAUGCAGUUUGACGUUGGGUUUACUUAUUUAUAUUCAGCAUCACUAAUAUACCUGUGCAAUGCAUUUCUCCCCCCUAAGAUCUCAGAAUAAAUGCAAUCAAAUUUCAUGCUCUGUUUGAUUUAGGGUUUUUUUGUUUUGUUUUAAAACAGAGAAACUUCAGUGGAAAGUGGGGGUUUGUUAUGUAUACCUGGUUCUUACACAGAAUACUGCACUUGUUUGUGUGAAUCCACAAGUCUCAUUUUAAAUAUCUUCCACUUCUAUGAAUUGAUAUUUAAAAAUGUCUUAAAUCCUUCCUCAAAAUAAGAUGGUUUUGAAAUUUUACAUAUGAUUUUUUUGUACUGUAGUUAUGCAAGUCUGAGUGUUGUGUGAAGCUUACAACCUUUAAAACUUGAGCCAGUACAGCAUGAUAUCAGUUUGUAUGCUAUGACACUGCAUUUGAUGGGUCUUUAACUACAAAACCUGUGGGGAGCAGAAUAAAGCAAUUUUUUUUUUU
Caretta caretta (loggerhead turtle) is the source of this 3532-nucleotide messenger RNA. Lineage: Eukaryota; Metazoa; Chordata; Testudines; Cheloniidae. The record is from RefSeq and is a predicted model, not a curated record.